This is a messenger RNA of Thalassophryne amazonica, 1739 nucleotides long. It is a transcript of the gene plp1a, whose product is annotated as proteolipid protein 1a. The record is from RefSeq and is a predicted model, not a curated record. Lineage: Eukaryota; Metazoa; Chordata; Actinopteri; Batrachoidiformes; Batrachoididae. Gene Ontology annotation, biological process: central nervous system myelination; axon development. Gene Ontology annotation, cellular component: myelin sheath; plasma membrane. The transcript is spliced from 7 exons. Bases 119 to 856 code for a protein of 245 amino acids. Gene Ontology annotation, molecular function: structural constituent of myelin sheath.
UGGAAGGGAAACAGAAAGAGAGUUGAGACUUACGGAGGCCGCACACAAGUUGCGCAUAUCAUCAACGCAGCAGCUGCAGUGCAGGCGCACAACGAGUCCAGAGCGCACCUCGGCUGACAUGGGUUGCUACGAAUGCUGUAUGCGAUGUUUGGGUGGGGUCCCCUACUGCUCCCUAGUGGCCACACUGCUGUGUUUCUCUGGGAUUGCACUCUUCUGUGGCUGUGGGCACCAGGCACUCACAGAGACAGAGAGAAUCAUUGAGACGUACUUCGCCCGUAACCUUCAGGACUACAUCACCCUCGCCUACAUCAUUCAGUAUUUCCAGUAUGUCAUCUACGGUUUGGCCUCGUUCUUCUUCCUGUACUGCAUUGUCCUGCUGGCUGAGGGUUUCUACACCACAAGUGCUUCCAAGCAAACCUUUGGCGAGUUCAGGAGCACCAUGUGCGGCCGCUGCCUCAGCUCCUCGUUCAUAGUGAUAACAUAUUUACUGGCUGUAUUGUGGCUGUUGGUGUUUGCCUUCUCCGCCCUGCCAGUCUACUUCUUCUACAACAUGGAUGCCACCUGCCACACCAUUGACAUUCUGACUGAGACCCCAGCGAGUAUCAACCAGCUCUGCAUUGAUGCAAGACAAUACGGACUCCUGCCUUGGAAUGCUGUACCAGGAAAAGCUUGUGGAAUGACUUUGUCGACUGUUUGCAAAACCAGAGAGUACAGAGUGACCUACAACCUCUACAUCGCCGCCUUCGCCGGUGCGGGCAUUACUCUGCUGGCUCUGCUGACCUAUACUGCAUCAACCACCUAUAACUUUGCGGUCCUACGAUAUCUGGGACGAAAGGGCGUAGGGGCACGGUGUUAGGCUUGCCAGCUUCCUGUCGUCACUGCACCGCCACCACGGGGAUCUAAAGGGAAGGCGACGCUAUUCGCCCUGUGCACAGAAUCACCUGCGGUGUUGUCUCUUCGGGCUAGACUUUACCAAUCUGCACUACCUUCCCACCAGACUUUAUGUGACUUUUCUUACUGGGAAUGAAUGCCACUGAAUUCUGUGUUUUCUCCCUUUGUGGAUUAUUAGGAUUGUGUCCAAUUUUGGCAUCUUUUUUUUUCCAGUGUGUUCAGUGCCGUGUCAAAAAAUAUUUGUAAAUUAUUGCUGAGGUUUAUGCAGUGUCACUCCCUCUUUGCGGCGCACUCAAAAUCUGAAAUAACAUUCCACUAAUCAUUUAGCAUAAUUAAGAAAUAACAAGCAAUUUGCAACAGAUGUGCAGCUCUACACGUUCUAGAGAAUGGGGGAUUAUAGGUUACCAUGGCUACCAUCCCUUACAUCUGGUUGCUGUGGAGGCAGACAAGCAUGCAUUUGCAGUCUCGCGCUGACCUCAGGACUUUUCUCACGGGCUUGAGAAAAGCCUCAACAAUGGGAGUCACGCCUGGUUUAAAAGUCCACCAAUCAGGAGUCUGUUACGGGGGCCACCUGCGCUUGGAGUCUCUGCCAAGAAUUACGUUACAUCAGGAGACGAGGUCUUCUGGACAAUAAGAGGUUCGGAUGUCUUCAAGGGAUGAAUGCAGCCCCUCUGGGACGGCAAACGCACCCACGGCACAUCCACACGCUCCUGCACGACCCCACGUCCCCCUGAACAGUGCAACCACUUCAGAGUGCGGGAAUCUUUAUUUCCAAUAGUUUUGUUCCUACAAAAGGAUGUGUUUUGUUGGUUUGUACUGAUCCAGAAAGGUCUGAAAAUGUUUCUCAU